This is a messenger RNA of Prionailurus viverrinus (fishing cat), 1341 nucleotides long. It is a transcript of the gene RGS1, whose product is annotated as regulator of G protein signaling 1. The record is from RefSeq and is a predicted model, not a curated record. The coding region runs from base 72 to 704 and encodes 210 amino acids. NCBI's taxonomy places the organism in Eukaryota, Metazoa, Chordata, Mammalia, Carnivora, Felidae. The transcript is spliced from 5 exons.
ACGAGCCUGUCUGCCUUUACUAUAUAAAGCGGCCCAGACGUUGACCAGCAGAUAUUUACGGAGUGAGGACUAUGCGAGCAGCAGCGAUCUCCACACCAAGGUUAAACAAAAUGCCAGGGAUGUUCUUCUCUGCUAAUCCAAAGGAAUUGAAAGAAACUGACCAUUCACUUCUAGAUGACAAAACUCAAAAAAAGAGGCCAAAGACUUUUGGGAUGGAUAUGAAAGCAUACCUGAGAUCUAUGAUCCCACAUCCAGAGUCUGGAAUGAAAUCUUCUAAGUCCAAAGACAUUAGACUCUCUGCUAAUGAAGUAAUGCAGUGGUCUCAAUCUCUGGAAAAACUACUUGCAAACCAAAUUGGUCAAGAUGUCUUUGGAAGUUUCCUGAAGUCUGAGUUCAGUGAGGAGAACAUUGAGUUCUGGCUGGCUUGUGAAGACUAUAAAAAAACGGAUUCUGAUCUUUUGCAUUGCAAAGCAGAGAAAAUAUAUAAAGCAUUUGUGCAUUCAGAUGCUGCUAAACAAAUCAAUAUUGACUUUCGCACUCGAGAAUCUACAGCCAAGAAUAUUAAAGCACCAACACCAACGUGUUUUGAUGAAGCCCAAAAAAUUAUAUAUACUCUUAUGGAAAAGGACUCUUACCCCAGAUUUCUCAAAUCAAAUAUUUACUUAAAUCUGCUGAAUGACCUUCAGGCUAAUAGUCUAAAGUGAUCAGUUCCUAGCUGGAGAAAAAUGAAGAUGGUUUCGAGGACAGAAGGAAUGUGCCACUUAAUGGCUCCCUGGGUGAACAACCUGGCCCUUUUGAGUGACUCCACAGGCCCAGGGGAAGAACAAAUGAUUCAACAUGGAUUCACAUGGAAGUUAUCCAGGCUCAGGAUCGAAGAAACAUGAGCAAGAUGAAACCCAAGAGACUAACAGGAAGGAGACACUGUGGUACUGUCUCCUUCAUACAGUGGACAUAUCAGAAAAAUCUCUCAAAACUGAGAAGGCUGGGAAAGUCCAGUUACACAGAAACUGUGAAUAAAGAUUUUGAAACUGAUUAAAACAUGCUAUAAGCUUCAAGGUCAGCUUAUAUUUAUGCUACAUAUUAUUAUAUAGAGAUUUAUUGAGCUGCUAACAAGUCUUUAACUUGGAUGACUGUUUGGAAAAUAUGUGUUCGAAACCACCGUUGCUAUUUUUCAUGCCAAAGGGUUUUUGGUGUUGUUUUAUUUUUUUUUGGUUUGUUUUUGACUUGAAAGAGAUGAAGAAGAAAACAAUGUAUUAACUUAAGCUGUUGCUCUUAAAACUGGGAAGUCAGAAUUUGUAAAUUUCACAGUGUCAGUAAUAAAUGAGUUUUGUAUUAAAAAUA